Messenger RNA from Cherax quadricarinatus, 2244 nucleotides. Its product is annotated as bestrophin-2. Gene Ontology annotation, molecular function: chloride channel activity. The record is from RefSeq and is a predicted model, not a curated record. Lineage: Eukaryota; Metazoa; Arthropoda; Malacostraca; Decapoda; Parastacidae.
AUAGGGACCACCAGGAACCACUACAUCAACACCUCUGCUGCACUCCACUCCAAUAAACGCCUCAAGUUUCAAGAGGAGACUGAACUGUUACUUACACAAAAAAUAAAAAAAAAGUGGUAGAUAAGUGUGGGCGUGACCAUGAGUCUGUGAGCCACUAGCAGCAACAGCCUCAUUAACCAUUCAGUCACCGAGGCAGUCUUCUUCAGGCUGGCGGUAAAGCCCAGCACUCUACUAACAGUCAGUAGAACACUGGCCAGGAGAUCUGGGGACUGACGUUCCUCAUUAUCAAGCCUUACCACGUACGCAGACAUCACAGCUGUCUACCACCGUAGCUGUCUACCACCGCUGCUGUCUACCACCGCUGCUGUCUACCACCGCUGCUGUCUACCACCGUAGCUGUCUACCACCGUAGCUGUCUACCACCGUAGCUGUCUCACCGUAGCUGUCUACCACCGUAGCUGUCUCACCGUAGCUGUCUACCACCGUAGCUGUCUACCACCGUAGCUGUCUACCACCGCAGCUGUCUACCACCGUAGCUGUCUACCACCGUAGCUGUCUACCAUCGUAGCUGUCUACCACCGUAGCUGUCUACCACCGCUGCUGUCUACCACCGUAGCUGUCUACCAUCGUAGCUGUCUACCACCGUAGCUGUCUACCACCGCAGCUGUCUACCACCGUAGCUGUCUACCACCGUAGCUGUCUUCCACCGCAGCUGUCUACCACCGUAGCUGUCUUCCACCGCAGCUGUCUACCACCGUAGCUGUCUACCACCGUAGCUGUCUACCACCACCACCAUGACCGUAAAUUACACAGAUGAUGUUGCAAGUCGAAGAGGCUUCGGUUCCUUCUGGAAACUGAUGCUCAAAUGGCGAGGCAGCGUCUACAAGAUGGUGUGGCACGACAUGCUCGUCUUCAUCUUCCUGUAUUACUUCAUCUCCCUCAUCUACCGCUUCGCUCUCCCCGACGACUCCAGAAAGACGUUUGAGAGCUUCGUACUUCACUGUGCUCGCUUCCGCAACCUCAUUCCAGUGUCCUUCGUGCUCGGUUUCUUCGUGUCUCUGGUAGUGAACCGCUGGUGGGGUAUGUACCAGAGUAUACCCUGGCCUGACACUGCUGCUAUACUCGUAGCUACACAUAUCCCUGGCCAGAGUGCUGAGGCACGGGAGGCACGGAGCAACAUCCUCCGCUACAUCAACCUCACCAUCGCUCUCACCUUCGCUAAGAUCUCACCGGUGGUGAAGGCUAAGUAUCCCACACUCAACAGCUUCGUCAUGGCAGGUUACUUGACUGAGAGAGAGAUGAAGAUUCUCGAGUCUCUGGAAGACAGAGUGAACGUACACAAGGUGUGGGUGCCAGUGUUGUGGGCGUGCAAGGCACUAGACCACGCCAGGAGGCACGAACUGACCACUGAAGGUGGCCAGAGGGUCAUCACAGCCGAGUUUCUGGCCAUCAGGAGCAAGUGUGGAGGUCUGAUGGGCUGGCACCAGUAUAACAUCCCUCUCGUCUACAUUCAGGUUGUGACUGUAGCAGUGUACUCCUUCUUCUUCUUCUCACUGCUGGGAGAGCAGUUCCUGGACCCUGCACGAGGCUACGCCAACCAUCUCAUAGACCUCUACGUACCGUUCUUCACUCUCCUUCAACUGUUCUUCUACAUCGGCUGGAUCAAGGUGGCCGAGGCGCUUCUCAACCCCUUCGGUGAAGACGACAACGACUUCGAGUUUGUACCACUUCUUCAGAGACACAUCGAGAUGACGCGGCUGCUGUCAGAACCCAGUCCCAGUGAGUUACCAGAGUACAUACAGGAUGAUGACUCUCAACCAGUCACACUCAAGGUUACCUAUGAUGACGAACAUGAAACACAGUCUACCACAUCUACUGAGCAGUAGCUGACGUCAUGCACAGUCUACCACAUCUACUGAGCAGUAGCUGACGUCAUGCACAGUCUACCACAUCUACUGAGCAGUAGCUGACGUCAUGCACAGUCUACCACAUCUACUGAGCAGUAGCUGACGUCAGCACUUGAGCUGAGUAGCAGCUGAUGUUGAAGCAGAAGGUCAAGAAGAAGUUUAAAGAUCACUAUAUACAUAAACCUAACUAAUAAAUUAUAUUAUAGCUAUAUUUAUGUUAAAUAUUGUUGAUGUGAUACUAAUCUUGCUCUCUAUGUGUGUGUGUGUGUGUGUGUGUGUGUGUGUGUGUGUGUGUGUGUGUGUGUGUGUGUGUGUGUGUGUGUGUGUGUGUGUGUGU